UCCUUGCAGCUGAUAGGGAGUGAAAGAACAGGUUCGGGAUAUUUACCUUGUAUUAUAAGUCGUUUGUAACACCAUACACAAACGGGAGAUUCCCGUAGAUCAUAGUUGUAUCUAUGUUUAAAUUAUUUAUUGUAUUCGAUUGUGGUACAGUUCUUCGUUUGAGGACAUGUCUCUGUCAGGAAGUUAUCAGAAACCGGUAGUGCAGUAGCUAGCUAUCUAAAGCUUUCGCCGGCCGGGUACAGUCAGGCGGACCUCUUUGUCUGGCUGGAAAAGCGUGUUCGGCAUUUUCUUUGUUUGGUAGUCUAAAGUGAACUCUGGGACCAGCGUUUCUCCACAGACGUUCUUCCAAAAGUGUGAAAAAGAUGCAAAACGUGAAGAAAUACUUCACAGAAGGACUGAUCCAAUUUACGAUCUUACUCAGUUUGAUCGGAGUUCGCGUGGAUGUCGACAGUUACUUGAACGGCUCCUACUCACCGCUAGAGAUUAGCGACGGUCCUAGCUCAGCCUACAUCCAGACACCGUUUCACAGUUUGAGGGACAACUGGGACGGGUACAGCGUGCACCCCAAAUGUCCCGAGUUGGAUUAUUUCUUCGCCUGCCGUCGGCUCCUGGAUGAGGUGAGGGCGCUUGGGUCGCCCAUCCGGUUCCCUACGCAGCUGAGCGCGUGGCUCGUACACCAAGUACCUGACAGCUCUGAGUUCCGAGAGCCACCAAACAGCACGAGUAACAGUAAUGUUAGCGCGGGGCUGUUGUCAGAGAGUACCGGGGAAGAGGCCAACGACACUGAACUUCUCGCCGUGGACGAAAGCCAUACUGCCGCCCAGCUAAGUGAGCCGGGGCCUUAUCCCAGCACUGGAGCCUGCGAGAUACCCAAUGAGGAGGUUGAGGAACUGAAGGGGCGGAUCCAAGAGUAUGGUGAUGAAGGCAGAGAGGAACCUGUUUCCCUGACCCAGCUGGCUCUCAGUUCCACACUAGAACAUGAGGGUUUGUUAAGUAGCGGCGCCCCUCUUUCCAGCUCUGAGGACCCACACCCCCCUGACAUCGACCAGCACUGGAGCCAAUUCCUGUCCCUACCCAUCUAUGAAUUUGACGAUUUAGACCCACUGGUUUCUCAGCAGCUGUCUGACCUCGACGCUGACAUCUCCAGCGCCAUCAGUCAGGAUGUCAGUCUCCGCGAUGCCAUGGUAACAGGCUCCGUCUACGACAUGAUCCCCCCGAGGGGUGGAGUCAGGACCCUGGUGGCACGGCAACCAAGAGGGCCCCUCUUCCGACUCGUGUCCGCAAACUCCUCCAACUUGUCGCCUGGUACGACCACAGGGCUGGCUGCACUACCGAACGCCGCGGUGGUCAACGGAACACGAAAUGGGUCAUCGUCCCAUGGUGCACUGGAAGGCUGUUUGGAUGAGGCAGUGUUUGACCAGAUCAACCUCCUGGGGCUGGAUGGCUGCUUGGAAACCAUGGACGCCCAGCUGCUGGGGAUUCUACAGGGCAUCGACCCUCGUGUCCUGGAGGACCUCGACUCAGACUCUGGUCUUUCCCUGGAGAGCAGCUCUCGAGGCCCAGACUCCCCAAGUGCAUCUGAGGUGUCAUCAUCGUCUUCCAGUUCGUUUUUUGAGGACGAGGGUGGGGCUACGGGCUACAGCAGUGAGGUGGACUCCCUCCCCUCCAAGAGCAUUGCCAACUACCACACAUGGUCGCCUGUGGAUUUCAGCGAGAGCGUGUGGCACGACCACAGCUACUCCUCCGCAGCCUUCUCCCAACUGUCAGCCACCACUUUCCCCCACAAAGCCAUCAAAGAGGAGCCUUUCAGCGAUGAAGACGGGGAAGAUGACGAAGCCCGAGAGCUUAGCCGCGACGAACUCCGCACCCGGGCCCUGCAUGUCCCGUUCUCGGCGGCGGAGAUCGUCAGCAUGCCCGUAGAGGAGUUUCUGGAGCUCCUGGAGGUUCAUGGUCUCUCGCCCACCCAGGUUGCCUUCCUGAGGGACAUCAGGCGGCGAGGGAAGAACAAACUGGCGGCGCAGAACUGUCGCAAGCGCAAGCUGGAUGCUAUCACGGGGCUCCAGGAGGAGGUGGAGAGGCUGCAGGCCCAGAGGAGCAGGCUGCUCAGGGAGAGGCAGCACACGGCCAAGGCUCUUGGUGCCGCAGGCCAGCGCAUGGAGCACCUCUCCAGGGACAUAUUCUCCAGGCUGAGGGAUGGCUCAGGACGACCCCUGACCCCAGAGAGAUACACCUUGCAGUGCGAGGCCAACGGGAGGGUCGUGGUGCAGCAUAUCAGGCGGCCUAGUGUUGCCACGACAACAGCUGGAGGUAAACCGGACAAAAGGAAGAAGGAGAAGAAGCCUUGAUGCAGCAAGGGCUGCUGGUACUUGAUACUUUUUAAGGGGUGUUAUUGUUUUUUUCUGAACUUACAGUCCAGAUUCUGGUCUUGUGACUGUUUCUGGAUCUUUCUCUUCCUCCUUGUCUGGACUCUUUGACCUUGGGAGCCUAAAAGGGCAGAAACUUAUGUUAAAUAAAUACACCCAAAAACAUACAUUUAAAUACAAAUAUUACAGAACGUG
Molecule: messenger RNA, 2558 nt
Organism: Oncorhynchus tshawytscha (Chinook salmon)
Lineage: Eukaryota; Metazoa; Chordata; Actinopteri; Salmoniformes; Salmonidae
Product: endoplasmic reticulum membrane sensor NFE2L1
Exons: 5
Coding region: 363-2345 (660 amino acids)
Biological process (GO): regulation of transcription by RNA polymerase II
Cellular component (GO): nucleus
Molecular function (GO): RNA polymerase II cis-regulatory region sequence-specific DNA binding; DNA-binding transcription factor activity, RNA polymerase II-specific
Source: RefSeq, a predicted model, not a curated record